AUGACAUUUACACAGAGGUGGAGAGGGAGGGGCUUGGCAGUGUUUAAGCUGUUAUUGGUGGCCUCCGUUUCUGUUAUUUCAAUUGAGGAGACGAUCUGUAGACUGAGAGGGGAUCCUGAGAUUCCAUUGCUAUCUAAGAAUGAAGACAUUAUGAUUGGGGGAAUCAUAUCUUUCCAUUUACAGUGGAAAAAUAGACAAGAUACUUACAUGUACAAACCAUUGCCCCUGCAAUGCAUCAGUUUGAAUUUCAGAGGUUUCCAGUAUGCCCAGGUUAUACUCUUUGCCAUUGAUGAGAUUAACAACAGCACAGAUUUACUGCCUGGAAUCUCUUUGGGAUAUAAGAUCUAUGAUGCCUGUGCCUCCAUUGCGAAAGGUGUAAGGGUUGCAUUGGCCUUGGCUAAUGGUAAUGAUGUGGCAUUCAUACCCUCUGAGGCACCAUGUACCAGACCUGCCCAGGUGCAGGCCAUUAUGGGAGAGACUUUUUCCUCUCCUUGCAUGGCCAUAUCUACAGCUAUCGGACCAUUUAAUAUCCCACUGAUCAGCCACUUUGCUACCUGUGCUUGUCUCAGUGAAAAAAGCAAGUACCCAUCAUUUCUUAGAACAAUACCCAGUGACUACUACCAGAGCAGAGCCCUGGCCCAGUUGGUCAAGUACUUUGGUUGGACUUGGAUUGGAGCUAUUAGAACAAAUGAUGAUUAUGGUAAUCAUGGCAUGGCCACAUUCACAGAAACUGCCCAGCAGCUGGGUAUCUGUCUGGAGUACUCUGUGGCCUUCUACAGAACAGAUCCGCCAGACAAAAUACAAAAGAUAAUUGACAUUAUCAAAGCUUCCACUUCCAAGGUGAUUAUCACUUUCCUCUCCCCCACGGAGUUGUAUGUGUUAAUGCAUGAGUUCUUUUACCACAAUUUGACUGGGUACCAGUGGGUAGGCACUGAGGCCUGGAUCUUUGAUUCUGAAACUGCCGCAAGGGACAGCCAUCACAUUCUGGAUGGUGCCAUUGGUCUGUCCAUCCCCAAAGCGCAUAUCAGUGGCAUGAGAGAGUUCAUGUUGGAUGUGAAGCCGCUCAAUUCAUCUAGUAAUGAAUUGUUUACAGAGUUUUGGGAGACAUUGUUUAGCUGUAAGUUCACGAAGUCAAAGUCAUUAGCAGAGAAUCAAACGGAAUGUACUGGACAUGAAGAUGUGACUGAAGUUCAAAACAGCUUCACUGAUAUGUCACUCAUGCCGAUCUUCUACAAUGUUUAUAAAGGAGUGUAUGCUGUGGCCCAUGCACUUCAUAAUAUUCUGAGUUGUAAUAAAACAUGUAACAACCAGGUGCAGCUAGAUCCAUUUACGAUUUUACAGCACAUAAGAAAGAUUCGGUUCACAACAAAGGAAGGCGAUGAGGUUUACUUUGAUGAGAAUGGAGAUCCAGCAGCAAAGUAUGAAAUUGUAAACUGGCAGCCAGCAAAAAAUGGCAUUGUGGAUUUUGUUGCAGUUGGUCGUUAUGAUGCAUCUUUACCUGCAGACAAACAGCUGAAACUGCAUAAUAAAUCUUUAUUUUGGGCCAUGAACUCACAAGAGGUGCCUUUGUCAGUUUGCAGUGAGAAAUGUCCUCCAGGAACUCGCAAGGUCCUGCAGAAAGGAAAACCUGUCUGCUGCUAUGACUGUUUGAGAUGUGCAGAGGGAGAAAUAAGCAACAUUACAGAUUCCAUCACCUGUGUGCGAUGCCAUCCUGAGUUCUGGUCAAAUGAGAAAAGAGAUGCCUGUGUAAAGAAGGAGGCAGAGUUUCUCUCAUAUGAGGAGAUUAUGGGAGCACUGCUCACUGCAGCUUCUCUCUUUGGAACAUGCAUGACUGCUGUUGUGGCGUUCAUUUUCUUCAGAUACAGACAGACUCCUGUUGUCAGAGCCAACAACUCUGAGCUGAGCUUCCUGCUGCUCUUCUCUUUGACUCUGUGUUUCCUGUGUUCUCUGACCUUCAUCGGCCGGCCCUCUGAGUGGUCCUGCAUGCUGCGACACACAGCAUUCGGCAUCACCUUUGUCCUCUGUAUCUCUUGUGUUCUGGGGAAAACAAUAGUGGUGUUAAUGGCCUUCAGGGCCACACUCCCAGGUAGUGAUAUGAUGAAAUGGUUUGGGCCUGCACAGCAGAAACUCAGUGUUCUGGGUUUCACUCUUAUACAAGUUAUCAUAUGUAUCCUCUGGUUAUCAAUUUCUCCUCCUUUUCCAUUUCAGAAUUUUAAGAAGUUUAAGAACAAAAUCAUCUUAGAGUGUGCUCUGGGCUCAGCUGUAGGGUUUUGGGCUGUACUUGGUUAUAUAGGACUUCUCGCUGUGUUGUGUUUUAGUCUUGCUUUUCUGGCUCGGAAACUGCCUGAUAAUUUCAAUGAAGCCAAACUGAUCACAUUUAGCAUACUGAUAUUCUGUGCAGUAUGGAUCACUUUUAUCCCAGCAUAUGUCAGCUCGCCUGGGAAGUUCAGUGUAGCUGUGGAGAUAUUUGCUAUUCUGGCUUCAAGUUUUGGACUGCUCAUUUGUAUUUUUAUUCCAAAAUGUUAUAUUAUCUUACUGAAACCAGAGAAGAAUACAAAAAAGCACAUGAUGGGGAAGGGGGCACCAAAAUCAUUGUGA
Acanthopagrus latus (yellowfin seabream) is the source of this 2598-nucleotide messenger RNA. Its product is annotated as extracellular calcium-sensing receptor-like. The record is from RefSeq and is a predicted model, not a curated record. The transcript has 6 exons. Gene Ontology annotation, biological process: G protein-coupled receptor signaling pathway. Bases 1 to 2598 code for a protein of 865 amino acids. Gene Ontology annotation, cellular component: membrane. NCBI's taxonomy places the organism in Eukaryota, Metazoa, Chordata, Actinopteri, Spariformes, Sparidae. Gene Ontology annotation, molecular function: G protein-coupled receptor activity.